UCUCCAUCCCUCCUCUGUUUCCCCCCCCUUCUUCAUCUUCCCAGCAAGAGACUAUUGCAUAGUCCUUGUCUGUUUUUCACCCAUUCUCCCAUUUUCAACCCUUGAUCCUUGUUCUUAUCUCUUCACACACACAAAUCCAUCAAGAUGGUUCAGUCCUCCGUCUUGGGUUUCCCCCGUAUGGGAAAGCUUCGUGACCUCAAGAAGGCUACUGAGGCUUACUGGGGUGACAAGAUAUCUCGUGAUGAGCUCUUGGCUGAGGGAAAGAGACUCCGUCUGGAGCACUGGAAGAUCCAGAAGGAUGCUGGCGUUGAUGUGAUCCCCAGCAACGACUUUGCCUUCUACGACCAGGUCCUCGACCACAUCCAGAUGUUCGGUGUCGUUCCCGAGCGUUACUCCAAGUACAACCUCCACCCCGUUGACGAGUACUUCGCCAUGGGCCGUGGUCUCCAGAAGCCCGCCAAGGAUGGCCAGGCCGCCAUUGACGUCCCCAGUCUGGAGAUGGUCAAGUGGUUUGACUCCAACUACCACUACGUCAAGCCCACCCUCCAGGACAACCAGACCUUCAAGCUCGCUGCUGAGCCCAAGCCUGUUGUCCAGUACCUCGAGGCCAAGGAGGCUGGCGUCAUCACUCGCCCCGUUAUCCUGGGACCUGUGUCCUUCCUGACCCUCGCCAAGGCUGACCGUGGUCAGUCCGUGGACCCCAUCACCAAGAUCGAUGAGCUCCUCCCCGUCUACGUUGAGCUCCUCACCAAGCUCAAGGAGGCCGGUGUUGAGGAUGUUCAGAUCGAUGAGCCCGUCCUCGUCUUUGACCUUCCUGCCAAGUCCAAGGCUGCCUUCAAGCCCGCCUACGAGAAGCUCGGUGCCCUCGGUGCCCAGGCCCCCCGCCUUCUCCUCGCCACCUACUUCGGUGACAUUGUCCACAACAUUGAUGUUCUCCCUGCCCUCCAGAGCCUUUACGGUAUCCACAUUGACCUUGUCCGCAACCCCGAGCAGCUUGACGCUGUUGUUGCUGCCCUUGGUCGUAAGCAGGUUCUGUCUGCUGGUGUUGUUGACGGUCGUAACAUCUGGAAGACCAACUUCAAGGCCGCCAUCGAGAAGGUUGAGCUGGCCAUCCAGAAGCUCGGCAAGGAGCGUGUCAUUGUUGCCACCUCCAGCUCUCUUCUCCACGUCCCCCACACUCUCGAGAGCGAGAAGAACCUCGACGCUGAGGUUCGUGACUGGUUCAGCUUUGCUGUGCAGAAGCUGUCCGAGGUUGUUGUGAUCGCCAAGGCUGUCACUGAGGGCCCUGCUGCCGUCCGCGAGCAGCUCGAGGCCAACGCCAAGUCUGUCCAGGCUCGUGCCUCCUCCGCUCGCACCAACGACCCCAAGGUCAAGGAGCGCCAGGCCGCCGUCACCGAGGAGCAGCACAACCGCAAGUCUCCUUUCGCCACCCGUAUUGCUGAGCAGAGCAAGUCCAUCAACCUCCCUCUCUUCCCCACUACCACCAUUGGAUCCUUCCCCCAGACCAAGGAGAUCCGUAUCCAGCGCAACAAGUUCACCAAGGGUGAGAUCACCGCUGCCGAGUACGAGAAGUUCAUCGAGAAGGAGAUCGAGGAGGUCGUCAAGAUCCAGGAGGAGCUUGACCUCGACGUUCUUGUCCACGGUGAGCCCGAGCGUAACGACAUGGUUCAGUACUUCGGUGAGCGCCUCACCGGUUACGUCUUCACCACCCACGCCUGGGUUCAGUCUUACGGAUCCCGCUGCGUGCGUCCUCCCAUCAUUGUCGGUGACAUCUCUCGUCCCGCUCCCAUGACCGUGAAGGAGUCCAAGUACGCCGUGUCGAUCUCCAAGAAGCCCAUGAAGGGUAUGCUUACCGGCCCCAUCACCUGUCUGCGCUGGUCUUUCCCCCGUGACGAUGUCCACCAGUCCGUCCAGGCUCAGCAGCUGGCUCUCGCUCUCCGCGACGAGGUUGUUGACCUCGAGACUGCUGGCGUCAAGGUCAUCCAGGUCGACGAGCCCGCCCUCCGUGAGGGUCUCCCUCUCCGUGCUGGCAAGGAGCGUGAGGAGUACCUCAAGUGGGCCGUGCUUGCUUUCCGCCUGGCCACCUCGGGUGUCACCGACGGUACUCAGAUCCACUCUCACUUCUGCUACUCUGAGUUCCAGGACUUCUUCCACGCCAUCGCUGCGCUGGAUGCCGAUGUUCUGAGCAUUGAGAACAGCAAGUCGGAUGCCAAGCUGCUCCGUGUGUUCGUCGAGGAGGCCUACCCCCGCCACAUCGGUCCUGGUGUCUACGACAUCCACUCUCCCCGUGUUCCCAGCGAGCAGGAGAUCAAGGACCGUGUUGAGGAGAUGCUGCCCUACCUCAAGCCCGAGCAGCUCUGGAUCAACCCCGACUGUGGUCUGAAGACCCGCCAGUGGCCCGAGACCAAGGCUGCUCUGACCAACAUGGUCAACGCUGCCAAGUUCUUCCGUCAGAAGCACGGCAACUAAGUUUAAUAUCUACUUUUUUAAUAACCCAUG
This is a messenger RNA of Aspergillus sclerotioniger CBS 115572, 2499 nucleotides long. Its product is annotated as 5-methyltetrahydropteroyltriglutamate--homocysteine S-methyltransferase. The record is from RefSeq and is a predicted model, not a curated record. Gene Ontology annotation, molecular function: zinc ion binding; 5-methyltetrahydropteroyltriglutamate-homocysteine S-methyltransferase activity. Lineage: Eukaryota; Fungi; Ascomycota; Eurotiomycetes; Eurotiales; Aspergillaceae. The transcript has 2 exons. The coding region runs from base 145 to 2469 and encodes 774 amino acids.